UCGAACAGAGAGCACGCAUCGUCGCGAACGAACCACGAACUUUCACGACACGAUUGGUACAUUAUACAGCUACGUUUAUAGUGAACUUUAUUAAAUAAUUAAUUUAUAAUAAUAAUAGUGGUAUUAAGUUUAAUAAAAUAAUAAAGAGUUAUUUUAGGUAGAGUUAGUUUCUAUUUAGUGAAAGUACAGCUCGGUGUUAAAAGUGUUUGUGAAACGUUUCAAACUUAAUAGUGUUGUAAAUGAUCAGUGUUUAAUUAUAAAAGAAAUGUGUUUAAAUAAAUCGAAGCAUUGAAAAGUUCCUGCUAAUAAAACCACAAUUUCAGUGAAGACAAAAUUGAUUAUUAAGAAAAAUACGUUUUUUUUCCAACUAGAAAGUGGGUUCAUAAUCUUCAAAGUAGAACUCUGGGCGGGAUUACAAAAGUUUAUCAACGAGUGUUAUGACAAACUUUAUGAAUAAAAGUUCCUAAGUAACUGGCGAACUUACCUGGUCUCUUAAUUCUAAGUACACAUUAAAAAAGUAGAUGGAUGAAGACUUCAACUCGAGUUCUGACAACAUUAGGGACUGGAGCAAUUUAUUCUUUGUGAAUGAGGAGAAGAUGUGAGCGGGGUCAUGGAGGAGUGUCCGGACUGCGUGUUGUACGCAGCCGUCAACGACAGCCUCAACAACACUGCCAACACCACUUCCAUCAACAAGUUUUACUUCUACCAGAGCGCCCAGUUGGCAGUACUAUGGGCAUUAUUGGUGGCCAUAGUGGCGGGAAACACGACGGUAGUGCUGGCUCUCCUACUCAACAAGACCAGGAAGAGCCGUAUGAACUUUUUCAUCAUGCAGCUAGCUAUAGCUGAUCUCCUAGUUGGAUUAAUAAGCGUACUGCCAGACCUGAUACAACGGAUAACAAUUACGUGGUUUGCAGGAUCCAUAACCUGCAAAGUGGUUAAGUAUUUACAGGGUGUAGUAACAUAUUCAUCAACCUACGUACUAGUGGCACUGAGUGUGGACCGAUGUGACGCCAUCACUCAUCCUAUGAAUUUUACUGGGAGUUGGCGUAGAGCAAGAGCUCUCAUAGUCGCGGCGUGGUUCAUCAGCUUCGCAUUCUGCGUUCCCAUGCUGAUACUCUUUGACAAGCAGGAAGUAGAAGUGGGCACAGCACCGGGGUCUCAACUGACCCAGUGUUGGGCAAGACUGACCAACUUCCAGUGGCGGGUGUGGGUGACCAGCGUGUUCGUGUCACUGUUCGUGGUACCAGCAGUGACCAUCUCAGCGUGCUACGGUGUCAUAGUGGUCACCAUCAGGCAGAAGAGUCGCCGCGUGCUUGGAAAAAGGACCACUGUUAAUAGGCAAUACAGUGAUGACUUAGAAGGUAGACGAGCGAGCAGCCGCGGCAUCAUCCCUAAAGCGAAGAUCAAAACCGUGAAGAUGACAUUUGUCAUCGUUUUUGUGUUCGUCCUAUGCUGGUCGCCGUACAUGAUCUUCGACCUGCUCCAAGUGUACCAGUACAUCCCGGACACGCAGUCCAAUGUAGCCAUCGCCUCCCUAAUCCAGAGCCUAGCUCCUCUCAACUCCGCUGCCAACCCUGUCAUCUACUUCAUCUUCUCUAACAGGAUCUUUGUUGGUCUCAGGAACAUCCCUCCAUACAAAUGGCUGUGGUGCUGGAUGAAGGGCGGGGAGAGUCCAGCUGGCAACGAGUCCAGAGCACACACCGAGCUUCUGACGUCAUCGCAUCGCAGGACCAGGCAUGACCUUACUGUAAGGGUAAAAGAAGACAGCUUGAAGUUUCCAAAACAACGUGUCCACAGCAACAGCACCAACUCCAAGAAAGUUCGUCUUCAUCUCCCUGACAAUCAUCAGAUGAACAACAAUUGCCACGCCCCUCAGAGAAGAGAAGAUACCUUCUUGUAGUCUACAAGCAGGUUCUAAACGUUCUUCUGGUAUAUCACCAGCUAAGAAUGUUGACGUAUCAAAUGAAUUUGUAAAUAUUACUGUGACUUCUAAAGUGUUUGGUGUUUUUCCUGUGAUUUUUUGAUUAAGAAAUUUAAUUUUAUAAUUUGUAGUAUCAAUAAUGUUGGUUAAGAUAUAUUUUAGAUUAUUAUAUUUUAGAAUUUUUUACUAAAUUUUUAAUCCAACAUGCAAUCACUCUUUUUAAAUAUUUAAUUGUCAUUAUUUUACAUUUUACGCUUCUUUAGGCAUUUGUGAUGAUAUCAAUCUUUUUUUCUUAAGACUACAUGGUUCUAAUCAUCAUAUUCUAUUUUAAGGUUUGAUAAUCUAAUACCUCGUCAUAAUAAUUUAGCAGUAUUGUCUCAUAAGAGCGAUAUACUGUAUACAAUACGAUCGUAUAUUCAAUAUAGUUUACCUUCCUAUUGUGUUUGGAAUGUUCAGGUUCAUUGCCUUCAAAUGGAGCGAAUCUAUCUUCCUCAAUAUGUAUAGUUGUAUCAUCAGUAUUACCAUCUUCUCUUGUAUUCGCAUUGUCCCUGGACUUAAUGUGUUGUAUAAUUGAAUUCGGAUCAAUUACUUACUUGGUUGUGUCAAGGCGUUGAUUUUCAAUCAAAGGUGGACUUUCGGGUGCGAGAAGUUAGGCUAUUUGAAUUGUGGUUCACUUGUUCACUUGCGCAUGCUGUGUGAACUAAUAUGACGUGUUAGAAAUUACGUGGCUUUUUAAAGCGAUAAGAAUUUUGUAAUCAUUUUAGAAAUAUAAAUCUUUAUUUCAAAACAGAACGUAGAUGUCAAUAAAAAUAUGUUAUUAUAGUUACCAAAGAAUUUUAAAGAAUAUUAUUAUCUAACGAAUUAAAUAAGAAGUACUGUUCAGAACUUAUAAAGUUAAGGCACAAUUAAGGUCACAAAGUUAGUAUGUACGUAGGUAAUAUAAAUGUCAUAUGACAUAAAAUGUGAAUAAUAUUUUACAAUUCUUGCUGUUCGUGCAACAGUUAAACGUUUCCGUCAUAAAACUUAUGAAUUUUUCGAUAUUUUAGAUGACAGGAAUUUUACUAGUAUAAUUUAAAAGUAAUAUUUAGUUUCACAUCUCCAUCUCUCUCCGAUGCAUUAGCUUGUGUAUUCCGUCUCACAUACAUCGCUCUCUAGAUAAUAUUUAUCAUCCCCCUAGCAUUAUUAUGUUUUUACAGGGUCCGCUUACCUAUCCUGUCUGCCUGUCUGGCCUUCCAACCCGCAAAGGGAAAACCAGCCCAAUACAGAUUAGGUCAUACCUCCGAAAAUGCAUUUCUCGGGAAUGUGGUUUUCCUUACGAUGUUUUCCUUCACCGAUAAGCACGUGACAGACAGUAUUUAUAUAUUAUAUGAAUUAAAGUAAAAUUUAUCAAGUAUAGGUACCUCAGUUUGUUUAGUCUGGCUACUAUUUACUUAAGUACGUAGCCGUUACAUGAGGCUCAAUACACCACUAAUAUCAGGGUUGAUGCGGUCUGGCAUUGAUCUUACCUAAAAUACCUAACGUCCUGAGCAGGGCCACAAGUAAUUAUUAAAAUAAUCAAUUAAUAUCGGAUGGAUUACAAAUAUUCCCGAUUUUCGUUUUAAGAUGAAUAUUAAAGUAUUCAUUCUUCUUUCGAUCUUACGAAAGGCUAUUUUUAUUAAAAAGCAAUCUAAAUAUACACAACGGCGCUAAUUCCAAAACACACCAUCGAAUAUUAUUUUAAGUUUUAUCUGCAAUUUUAUUAUCUGCCGAAAAGGAAAGGGACGGGUAAUCGACACGCAUAAAACUUAUGGAACACACGUCAAUUUUAGGCACCAAUCCAAAACAAUACUCUAAAAAUUGACAUUGGCCAAUAACCGUGAAAGAAUUAAGUUGACAGCACACGUUACGUCAAACGGUUUGCAUACCAGCGAGAUACCUAUUUCAUUCGCCCGGGAUAUUCAUUCAUACACUCAUUCGUUUUAAAAUUAACAACUGUCAAUGAUCUGUCCCUUUCCUUUUUGUGGACAUGACAAUGACAGGUAUAACUUAAAAUAAAAUUAGGUGGUGUCUAUAGGAAUUAGUACCUAUGUACACAGCAAAGAGUGAUUUUUAAAUAUUAAAAAAUGUCUUCAGCCUGGCAACAAUAGGUAUAAGAAACAAACCCUUGUGCAUUCAAAAGUCAAACGCAUGUAGCAUAAUUUCAUUGUUUAAGAAAUUAACUUUAAAGAAUAUUAAUUACGUAAGUAUAUAAAAAAUUAUGUAUAACUAAAGUAUAUGUACAGUCAGUACUAUAAUAUAAGUAUACGGGAAUAUUAAGGCAGGAAUCCUGACACCAGGGUUGAUAAGAUCAGUCAUUGAUCUCACAACCACACGAUAGAAAUAGAAGCAGGAAAUAUCAGGGAACGUGGUUUUUUACGAGUAAUAUAGGGUAUAUAUCUAAAUACCAUAAUAUAUUAUAUAUUAUAUAUAAACUUUACCAAUUAAUUUGUUAGCAAAAGCGGUCAGUGUAUAAGUUAGGAAUAUUUAACUAAGUACUAUACUUAUGUAGCACUUAAUAUUCUUAAAUAUAAUUUUAUAUUGUGAAAACAAAGUACAGGGACUUAGAAUUGGCUAAUUUUUCAAAUUUGUCUACAUUUUGUACGACGAAUAGAUCUCGAUACUUGAAACCAAAAAGAAAUGUAAAUAGGUACUUAGAUAGGUAGUGUUUGUGUAUUUCAAUGUCUCAUAUUAAAAUGAUUUCAGUCAGGAUUCUUUGUGCUUAAAAUUACAUUGAAAACUAUUGUUUCAAUACAAUCACUAAAUGCAUUGAUAUUAUAAUGUCCACUUAGAACAAAGUACAAACAAUUCAAAAAUAACUAUGUCUAUUAUCUUAACGCCUAAAUCACAAACCCGAAAUGAAUAAAAAUUAGAACACAGGCUAAUAGAAACCCAGAGACAACCCUAGCCGCUCGUUCUUUCCGGGAUCUAUGUACGUUACGUUAGCCAUAUAGAGCAAUUUUCAAAUUGCAAUUCAAAAAUAAAUCUUUAUUCAGUAGGUAGUUACACUUUGAAUCAUCACUUUUUACGUAACGAAUAUCUCAUCUGCCUAAAACUGCUCCAGCGUCUCAGAACCUGUAUAGCUAGGGAAAAGAAGCUGCAAGAAAAACCUCGGCACAGGGUCCUAGACAUUCUUUGAAAAAAGAAACAAUAACAACCCUGACAUCAGGGUUGCUGAGGUUAAUCAUCCACCUAACAACCCACAGAAGAUGUAUAAUAAUUAUUACGUCAUCCUACUUUACUUCAAAGCAUCCUGACUUAGGUUGUAAAAGUUCUUUAGAUAUAAUGUGCCAAAGUGUAAGAGUUAAACUCUACAUAUUGUGUAACUUGAUAUAAGUACUUGAAUGUUUAUGUCUAUUGUCUACGAUAUACUUAAAUAAAGAUAACACAACAUGACACAAGUGCAUAAGAAUAAAAAUCAAUUAUGGAAUUAUAA
Messenger RNA from Pectinophora gossypiella (pink bollworm), 5372 nucleotides. It is a transcript of the gene NGR-A30, whose product is annotated as cardioacceleratory peptide receptor-like. NCBI's taxonomy places the organism in Eukaryota, Metazoa, Arthropoda, Insecta, Lepidoptera, Gelechiidae. Gene Ontology annotation, molecular function: vasopressin receptor activity. Gene Ontology annotation, biological process: G protein-coupled receptor signaling pathway. Bases 611 to 1900 code for a protein of 429 amino acids. Gene Ontology annotation, cellular component: membrane. The transcript is spliced from 11 exons. The record is from RefSeq and is a predicted model, not a curated record.